AGAUAUCUAUAUAAAGUUAAUAUGUAGUUUGGCAAUAUUAAGAAAACUCUGGUAUUCUUUUAAUUAUAUGUAUACUUUAGAUAUCUGUGAAUCAUGUUGCACCUAAUUUUAGGAAUAAACAUUUGUAUAUGUAGUUACUUUCUACUUGGAAGUCUAAUGCUCAAGGCACAUUAGGAUGUGAAUUCAAUACUUAAGAAAGUUGGAUAAAUGGUUCAUUCUUAACUUUUGUAAUUCAUAUUUGUGAUUAUAUUUCUUCCACAGUAUUAUAUAAAAUGUGUCAAAAUGUAUUUUUCUGCAAAGGAGUAGUUCAGUGUCAGAUAUUCAGAAUGGAAAUCAACAGCUGUGUAUGAUAUAGUUAUGAGCAAACAUGCAAAGCUCAUACCACCGUUUCAUGAGAUUGUGGCUGUCACUUGUACAGGUAUUACAAGUAUGUGUAUAUACAUACUUUGUGCAUGUAGAUGUUAUAAGUAAUAUAGCCCUAAUUUCUAAGAAAUGCUUAUAGUUAGCAGAUGGAUUUAAAUUACUGAUAUUGGGCCAUGGUCAUGAGAUACAUGCACAUCUAUGUAUAUUUACACACACACAUGCUAUUUGCAGCUAGAGUUUAGCAUGUAUUUUGAGAAAAUCUCAUUUGUCAAACAUUCAAGAACAGAAAUUGAUGCUUAAAAUGUUAUUUCAAGGCUGGGAAGAAGUCUUCCUUUUUAUCACAUCCUCCAAGGUUUAUCUUGUUUCAUCUUUAUGUGGACAUUUUAUAUUAGAAUUGAAUUUUUCAUUUAAAGAGAAGGAGUUGACUUCUAAGACAUGAUGAUUUCUGUCCCUUGUUUUUUCUUAUGACUUUUCAGACUGCCAAUAGUGAAUGACAAAGAUAAUUACCCUCAUUUUCUCCCAUUCAUUCUUUCCUCAAACCAAAACCCUAUUAUUGCUUUAAAAAUACAAACUAAGGAUGUAUUUCACAGAUAGUUCUAUUCAGAGUUUUAAAAUGUUAUACCCACUACAAUUCGAUCUGAAAUGUUCAAGUAGCAUAGAAAUUCACUUCUCAAAGAACUGAGCAACUCUACUUAAGACAUCCACAUGACAGCUAACACGAGGAUUGCUGCUCAUUCAAAGGAGGAAUAUACUUUACAUUCAAUGCCAGAGGUCGUUUGCAGAUCCAUUCUUAAUUAUGCCAAACCCCUUAUAAUGCAGGUGGGAGAAAAGUAUCAUAUGAAGAGCAAAGAAAAGGAAACCAGUGAGAGAGUCCUAGGCUUUCUCAGACUGAUGGAAAUAGUAAGUGUAUGAUGAUCAGAUCUGCCUGCAUUUGUGCCUGUCCUUGCUGCACAUUGGGAAAAGUUUUGUGUGCCUAUGUGACUGUCCUUACACGGCUGCCUACCAGACUUUCUCCUACUCUAAACUGACUGUAACCAUGUUCAGCUGCUGACAGUGUGAAAUUGAGUUGUAUGGUGGACAGAAGACAAGCAGUCAAGGGGAAUCCCCAAAGGUAUGCAUGCACAUGCCUGUGAAGAUGAGGUGGCAGCUUGCAGGGGUCAUUCUCUCCUUCGGCCAUGUGGGUUCUGGGGAUCAAACUCAUGCCAUCAAGCUUGGUGGGUAAGAAUGAAGGUGCCUGCAUUUGAGGAUGUAAAAGAUGAAACUGAAGAGGAGAAAGUGGAGGAGGAAGAAAAGCAGGAGGACAAGGUAUUUCUUAAACCUGUUAUUGAAGACCUAAGCAUGGAACUGGCCAGAAAGUGCACUGAUCUCAUUAGUGAUAUCCAUUAUAAGGAAGAGUAUAAAAAAUCCAAGGACAAGUGCACAUUUGUGACUGAUACUCCUAUGCUAAACCAUGUCAAAAAUAUUGGGGCUUUUAUUUCUGAGGCAAAAUACAAAGGAACCAUUAAGGCUGAUCUUUCCAACUGUCUGUAUAAACACAUGCCUGCCACCAUUGACAGUGUCUUUGCAAGAGAAGUGUCGCAGCUUCAGAGUGAGGUUGCCUACAAGCAGAAGUAUGAUGCUGAAAAAGGGCUCUCUGAUUACUCCCACAUGAAGGAACCGCCGGAGGUGAGACAUGCCAUGGAGGUCAACAAACGCCAGAGUAAUAUUUCUUAUAGAAAAGAUGCGCAGGACACCCACACGUAUACAGCGGAGCUUGACAGACCAGAUAUCAAGAAGGCAACUCAGAUCUCCAAGAUCAUAAGCGAUGCAGAAUACAAGAAAGGGCAAGGCAUAGUGGAUAAAGAACCUUCUGUAAUUGGAAGACCAGAUUUUGAACACGCCGUGGAAGCCUCUAAACUUUCUAGUCAGGUUAAAUAUAAAGAAAAAUUUGAUAAUGAAAUGAAGGAAAAAAGCCACUGUUACAACCCUCUGGAAAGUGCUUCUUUUAGGCAACAGCAGCUCGCUACUGUCCUGGCAAGUGAUGUAAAGUACAAGAAAGACGUUCAGACCAUGCACAAGCCAGUUUCAGAUCUCCCAAAUUUGUUGUUUUUAGACCAUGCUCUGAAAGCCAGCAAAAUGCUCAGUGGAUGGGAAUAUAAAAAGAGUUUUGAAGAAAACAAAGGAUUGUAUCACUUUGAUGCGGAGGCCACUGAACAUCUGCACCAUAAAGGCAAUGCCACCCUCCAGAGUCAGGUAAAAUACAGAGAAGAAUAUGAGAAAAAUAAGGGGAAGUCCAUGCUUGAGUUUGUUGAGACUCCAUCAUAUCAGUUUUCAAAGGAAGCUCAGAAGAUGCAGAGUGAGAAAGUUUACAAAGAAGAUUUUGAGAAGGAGAUUAAAGGAAGGUCCUCACUGGAUUUAGACAAGACUCCUGCAUUUCUACAUGUGAAGUACAUCACCAACCUGAUGAGGGAGAAGGAAUAUAAAAAAGAUUUGGAAAAUGAAAUAAAAGGGAAAGGAAUGGAACUUAGUUCAGAAGUCCUUGAUAUUCAGAGAGCAAAGCGAGCGUCUGAAAUGUCUAGCGAGAAAGAAUACAAGAAGGACCUGGAGUCAGAAAUUAAAGGGAAGGGAAUGCAAAUUGACACUGAUACCCUUGAAAUACAACGUGCCAAAAAAGCUGCCAAGAUAGCCAGUGAGAAGGACUAUAAAAGAGACCUGGAGACAGAAAUUAAAGGGAAAGGAAUGCAGGUCAGUGCAGAUACUCUGGAUGUUCAGAGAGCUAAGAGGGCAUCCGAGAUGGCCAGCCAGAAGCUAUACAGGAAAGACUUAGAGAAUGAAAUUAAGGGAAAAGGAAUGCAGGUGAAUAUGGAUAUCCCUGAUAUGCUUCGAGCCAAGAGGGCAUCUGAAAUCUACAGCCAGAAAAAGUAUAAAGAUGAAGCUGAGAAAAUGCUUUCCAACUAUUCCACUGUGGUAGAUACUCCGGAAAUUCAGAGAAUCAAGAUAACACAACAAAACAUUAGCAAUGUGUCUUACAAAGAAGGAGUAAGAGCUGGUACAGCCCUAAGUAACACUCCAGAGAUUGAACGAGUGAAGAAAACCCAGCACAAUAUCAGUUCACUCCAGUAUAAAGACCAAAACUAUAAGGCCACACCAGUAACCAUGACCCCAGAGAUAGAGAGAGUUAGGAGGAACCAGGAGCAGCUGAGUGCGGUCAAAUACAAAGGAGAACUAAAACAGGCAACUUCCAUUUCGGAUCUACCAGAGUUGAAGAGAGUGAAAGAAAACCAGAAGAAUAUCAGUAAUGUUUAUUAUAAAGGUCAACUGGGAAAGGCUACAGCUUUAAGUGUAACUCCUGAAAUGGAAAGAGUAAAGAAGAAUCAAGAAAAUAUUAGCUCGGUGAAAUACACUCAGGACCACAAACAAAUGAAAGGUAGACCAUGUCUGAUCUUAGAUACACCUGCUUUGAGACAUGUUAAAGAAGCACAAAAUCAUGCUUCCAUGGUUAAAUAUCAUGAAGAUUUUGAGAAGACCAAGGGGAGAGGCUUCACUCCCGUUGUGGACGACCCUGUGAUGGAGCGUGCGAGGAAGAACACCCAGGUUGUGAGUGAUGCUGCCUAUAAAGGUGUCCAGCCUCAUGUCGUGGAGAUGGACCGGAGACCUGGGAUCAUCGUUGACCUCAAAGUGUGGCGCACAGAUCCUGGCUCCAUCUUCGACAUUGACCCCCUGGAGGACAAUAUUCAGUCUAGAAGUCUCCAUAUGCUCUCUGAAAAGGCGAGUCAGUACCAGAGACACCUGUCUCGCUCUCAUUCAAGCAGCACUUUUGGUACAGGUCUGGGAGAUGACAAGUCAGAGAUCUCUGAGCUCUACCCUAGCUUUUCAUGCUGCAGUGAGGUGACAAGACCAUCUGACGAAGGAGCACCCGUUCUUCCUGGAGCUUACCAGCAAAGUCAUUCCCAAGGCUAUGGGUACAUGCACCAGACCAGCGUGUCAUCCAUGAGGUCAAUGCAGCAUUCACCAAAUCUAAGGACCUACCGAGCCAUGUACGAUUACAGUGCCCAGGAUGAAGAUGAGGUCUCCUUCCGAGAUGGCGACUACAUUGUCAAUGUGCAGCCCAUUGAUGAUGGCUGGAUGUAUGGCACCGUGCAGAGAACCGGGAGAACGGGCAUGCUCCCGGCAAAUUAUAUUGAAUUUGUGAAUUAAUUCUUUCUCCUUGCCCUUUGAGCUUUAUUCUGAUGUAUUCUAAACCCAAUCUUUUUAAAAGAUAGAAGAUACUUUUCAGAUAACUUGGCAAUUAUUUUACAAUAAUGUAUACUUACUUUGACAAUUAGACACACAGGUACCAGGAAAAAGGAAUGACUUUUGGGCUGGAAAACAGCAGCAUCCAUAGUGAUUCCUGUAAACAAAACCAUUAGGUCUGGAGACCUGGUGCUGCUAAUUGUGUUUGUGGUUUCAUUUAAUUGGCUAUUCAACCCUUCUGGGAAAUGUAUUUUUGUAGACUUUAAUAGAGAUGUUGGUUGUCCCUUAAAUGUAACAAGUAUAUGAAACUUCUUAGCUGUCACUUGGAAUCAUCCGAAGCCAAUUCUCAUAGUACAGCAACACAGCCAAUAAUUUAAAAACCAUUCAGCUUUUGAACCAUGGGGUAAUUUUCAAUCUAAGUGAGAAUUGCCUAACGUAAUGAAUGGAAACAGUGGCAGAAUGAGUCUAGUUAGAAUCCUAUAGACUGAAGCCUUAGGGAGCAGGCAGGAAACUUGCCCCUUCCCUAGGCUCUAGUUAUUUCUCACGUGUUUCACGGUAUAGGCUAUGUCCAUUUACAUUCUGUGGAGCAGAGUGCAUGCUCAGGUCCUCAGACUAUCAGGACCAGGUAACUUCACAGCUACUCUGCAAAGGGCAAAGUUCAAUGUCAUCUGUGUAUUUUCCUAGUAGCCUCUCUCCUGUUGCAUGUCUCAUGGGCUUAAGCUUCUGUAACAUGACAGCUGCUUGCCCAUCCUUGUUAUAAAAGUCAGCAGUGUGGUUGACCUCUCCUUGCUCUUUUUUAUAGUGGCUAGCUCAUCAGAAAACAUUUUGAAAAGUUGCUUGAGACUUUCUUGCUGUAUUAAACUCUAGGUUUGAAAGACUCAUGCCCUAGGAAAUACAAAUAUACUCUAGUAAAUAGGAGAUUUAUGUAUUUACUGGAUAGCUUUCACUCACUUAAUACCACCAUUGAUUUAAAAGUAAAGUGAAUUGAACAGCAUCCUGUGUAAGUGGAAAUGGACUAUGCAGUAUACUGGAGGAAAACAAAAACAUCAAACAGUGAGCAAAAGUUUGCUCCACAAUUAGAUGAUUUGGUUGUCUAUUUUGGCAAUUGUUCUUCAGACUCUGGAUGGAAAUCUAGCCACUAAGUGUAUUCAUAAAAAGAAUUCCUUUCCUCACCCUUGUUUUUGUUUUCUAAAUCACCUUCUGGAUUAGAUAAGGAAGACAUCAGUGAUUUGUGUAUGUGUAUGUGUGUGUGUGUAUGUGUGUGUGUGUGUGUGUGUGUGUGUGUGCUCAAAUCAACAGAUGGUUCACUAAGAAGAAAAUGGAUGUCUUGUUUUGAGUGAGUAUGCAGGGUUUUUAUAGCUUCACAGCUCCAAGUAGAACCAUUAUUACCAUUGUGUCUUAAAUUUGCUCUGGAGUCUGCAGUCAAAGUUAGUGGAUGUCAACAUUUAUCACAAUUCGUGUUUUUCUCAUGGUGCCUCUUACUGUGACUUGAAGCAGCAUGGCGUUCAUGUGAGAUCUGAAUAUGAAGAGGGCAGAGUCACAAAAUUGUAAGGAGACACUGGGAUUGUGGGGAGACCUACACAAUAUUCUCAAGGAAAUUAGCUAGCACCCACCAGUGGAAAACAUUUGAAUGAAAUGUUUAUGAGGGCAAAGCUCAAAGUUGGUUCAUUUAAACCUUUGAAAAGUGAUUCCAUACUUUUGAAAAUCAGUAGUUUCAUUAAAUUUGCCUUAAAAAAGUUUUUGUUACACUGACCUGUGUUUCUGUGACACUGGUAGAAAACUGAAAAGAAAAAUAACUGGAGAUUUUCCUGGAAAGGGUUUUUAUAGACUCAUAAAUAAACUGCUUACCUAAUUUCCUGUCAUUUAAAUAGCCAGUCAAGAUUAACCUUCCUGUUUUCAUGUCUUAAAUACACACCUACAAAGACAAACUGCAGUUGCAAUAAUUUUGCAAAAAUAUUUACACUAAUACAAGGGUGAUAAACUGUUUCAUUUAUGUUAUGUGUCUUUAUGCUUCCCCAGGCAGACCGUGUGUGUGUGUGUGUGUGUGUGUGUGUGAUUAUUAUAAAAAGGGUAGUUGUUGAUUAAAACCUCAGACUAAAUGCAGGGCAGGUAUGAUUUUGGUUAUAGCCUGUGUGCAGAAAGCUCAACAGAAGCCGAUUUUGAAUUGAUGCUUAAUUUCAGCUAGUCCCCACAAAACAGCUCGAUAGUCCAUGUUCUUGCCACUCAUUAACUUCAAAAAGUCAGACUUGAUGAAUGUGAAAGUCAGUGUAUGUUUAGGAAAUCAGUGUCCUAAAUGUUGAGCUGUACAUGUUUUCAUAGCAAGAUAUUUCUGUUUUAAGCCUUUCAGAUUAAAAUCUGAUCUGAAUUAAAUGAAGGGCACUUAUGUUCACUACAGACUGAGGCAGGACAAGACAUUGCAUGCUCUUAAGGUCAUGAAUUGAUAGUCUUGACACUGUUACUAGCAUAUGUAAAAAUGUUACCCAUCUCAGCAGAAAAUAGGAACAUAGAUGUGUCAUACCCAGGUGCCAUCUUUUGCAGCACUGGUUAAAAAAAUUACUAGACUCUUAACACACUUUUCACAUCCUCCCUCCCCCCUUGCAGUUUGGCAGCCAGUAUCUCACAUGUAAAACUGACAGCUAUAGACCAAUUUAAAAACAAGCCCUUUAGAAAUCAAGUUAAAGGAAACGAAAUGCCAACCACAGAGAGUAUGCACCUGUUACUAAAUGUGAUGCCUUCUCAAGCCUGACAGAAGCACAAGAAGCCAUGUGAUACACUUCUCAAAGGCUCUGAAGACAAAUGUAUUUGGUUUGUGUUCCUCUUGAGAAAACUUUAGCAGCAGAAUAUAACGCUCUUGUUGUAAGCUUUUGUAGUAGAUUUAAAAAAAAACAUUUCCUGUUCUCUAGAGAGUUUUCUAUUUCUAACCUGUGACAAAAUGCCUACUUCAUGUCUUCAUUGUGUUGCACAUCCCCAGCGCAACUCAGUUUGAAAUUUUGAUCUGGUUGUCAUUCUCCACGGAGCCCCUGCAUCCUCCCGUAACUCUCACCCUCCACAGAGCACCCAGGAAAGUCUAAGCACAGUUUCCACAAGCACCUUGUGUGGAGAUGAGUGAGAAUCGGCAAGUGCUUCCCUUGCAAAGGCCCUUUGUUUGAAGAUUAUGAUGCUGUUUGGCUACUUUUACAGUAGUCUUUCAUUCCAGAUACUCUCCAUGCUGGGGUUCAUAACACUCCAGGAAUGCUGGGAAAAUCUUUUCCACAAAUGAAAUCAAGUGGCACACCUAGUUUUCAGAUUCCUCCACCUCUAGUGGAAUGAUUUCAGUUAAAUGACAAAGAAAAUUAUGUGUGAUCUUUAAUAACACAGCCCUAUAGACAGUGGAUAUAGUUUAUACUAAUGUUAUAAUAUAGAUAUAUACAAAAUAGGUGCCUUUUGAUUAUACUUGUUUAUCAUUAUGGUCUUGGAAAGGAAACCAAGCAAGCAAGCUUUUGCAUAUUCUAUAACAGUAUUUUAUGAUACAUGAUUGAUUUUUUUUGGUGGGAAGUGGGAUACUCCUAACUGAAAGAUGUUACAGGUGGUAGCUAGUUUUAUUUUCCUUCUAAAGUUUUAGAACUUUAGAAAAUAGUGACUUCUUCCAUUUUCUGAAAAGUUUUUUCUUGUGGAUUUACAUAUAGUUGAGAUAUAAGAGCAUUAAGUUUAAGUAUGGGGUUUAAAAUACUUAGAUAGAUUAGUUAUUAUGAGGCUGAAUUUACCGCAUAAGAUGAGCUUUAUGAGUUGAUUAUGUUUUAAUUGUUUGCCUCUGGUAAUCUGAAUGUGGCUACAUUGCACUCAUAUGGGGUAGUACAAUGUCAUGAUAAAGUUUCAGCUAAGUAGGAAUCUAUGUAAACUAAUUUAAGAUGCUAAAAUGGAGACUCUCUGAAGUAUUCCAUGCCCCAUAGGGCCUUUUUUCCAGGCGAGUAGCUGUCAGUAACUGAUGAUACAAAGUCAAGACAUUGUGGGAAACUUCUGUAGCCAUCAAUCCAGGAGGCAUAAGACUACUAGAAUCCUCAGGUCUGGAAGGCUCCCUGGGCAAAUGUCCUUCCCAAUUCUCUGUGACUUCAGUAUAUCCCCAGGACUCCACAUGCUUACUGUGUCUGAUACAUGGUAUCCUGUUUGUAUAACAUACACAUCACUGUUGUCAAUUAUUGUUAAAGAUGGUUUCCUCUAAAGGAAAGAGAGAAAACUGCAUUGCCAGCCUCCUUCCUUUACGUUCAUACAAUGAAUUGCUAAGCAUUUUGGAAGUAGCAACAAGGGUGAAACAGGCAUGAUAUUUGUGGAACUGUUGGUUUUUGACCUAUGAUAAAAAAAACAAAAUUUAAAUGAUGUAGUUCGGCUUCUGUUUGCUUUGAAAUAUGUACAAUUGUUGUUGGUGAUUAAUUUGUAAAAUUGUCCUAGCUUUGAGAACAUUAUGAUUUUGAAAGAAGCAGUUAAUGUUUUUAAUGGAUGGGGAUCACAGAAUAAUAUAAGGUUAUUAGUAUAAUUUGGCUUUGUUAUGCAAAUUGUUAACACCAGCUAUUAAACUAUAUUUUAGUAGAAAUGCUUUAAUUCAUGUUUUUUUCCUCUGCACUGUGAAUCUUUAAGCCUUGGUGGACCAGAGACACAUUGUGAUGUCCAAAGGAUUAACCUAUGCAAAUGAGUUCACAUCUUAUUGAUGUCACAGUAAACAUGUGCUAAGAAAUUAUUUCUCCUCACAGUGUACAGCAGUAUUGUAAUAGCACAGGAAGCCCGGCCUCACAUGUAUUAUACUGUAGUCAGUCACAAUCCCUUCAAGUCCACUAAAACCAUUAGCAUUUGUGGAAGUUAGAUUGGUAUCUAUUGAAACUAUUUGAUUGAUGCCAGGAGGAAAAUAACAGACAGGCAUCUUGGCUGUGGCUUUCACAGAACUAUAUUCUCACAUAUUUUCUCUUCAGGGUCUUGGUAUUCUGUGUCUUUUAUCUGUAUUUGUAAAACAUUAUGAUGCAUUAAUUUCCUAUCAACACAUUUGAUUUGCUUAAAUAAAUACAGGAUGUAACAAAA
This is a messenger RNA of Mesocricetus auratus (golden hamster), 9621 nucleotides long. It is a transcript of the gene Nebl, whose product is annotated as nebulette. The transcript is spliced from 32 exons. Bases 1477 to 4539 code for a protein of 1020 amino acids. Gene Ontology annotation, cellular component: focal adhesion; Z disc. Gene Ontology annotation, biological process: cardiac muscle thin filament assembly. Gene Ontology annotation, molecular function: actin filament binding. Lineage: Eukaryota; Metazoa; Chordata; Mammalia; Rodentia; Cricetidae. The record is from RefSeq and is a predicted model, not a curated record.